Molecule: messenger RNA, 2138 nt
Organism: Salarias fasciatus (jewelled blenny)
Lineage: Eukaryota; Metazoa; Chordata; Actinopteri; Blenniiformes; Blenniidae
Product: hydroperoxide isomerase ALOXE3-like
Exons: 14
Coding region: 89-2098 (669 amino acids)
Biological process (GO): lipid oxidation
Molecular function (GO): iron ion binding; oxidoreductase activity, acting on single donors with incorporation of molecular oxygen, incorporation of two atoms of oxygen; protein binding
Source: RefSeq, a predicted model, not a curated record
CGCUCAUCACAGCGUUAUCAAUCCUCUUUUCUUUUCAAAAGUAUCUGUAGUCUGAUUUCAUUUCCUCACCAGUUUCCAUCAAGUCGUCAUGGCUGAAUACAAACUCGAGGUGACCACAGGCACCAUGAAGUAUGCAGGUACGAUGGACUACAUUCACGCCACUUUGUUUGGAACAGAGGGGCAGAGCGAACGAACUGAGCUGGACAACUUUGGCUUUGACGCUCUCAGUGGGAUGACAAGGACAUACACCAUAAAAACCACCACGUCUCUGGGGAAACUUCUGCUGCUCAAAGUGGAAAAAGAUCCUUUCUUCAUUCUCUCUGAAGAUGAGUGGUACUGCUCCAAAAUAGUGGUGACCACCCCAGAAGGAGAAGCCAUUCUGUUCCCCUGCUACAGAUGGAUCUCCAGGGGGGAACUGGUGGAGCUGAGAGGAGGGAAAGCCAUGAAAGUUUUUGAGGACGACUGCCCAUUGCUGAUUGACCAUCGGAAAAAAGAGUUAACCAGUAAAAAACGCUUAUACCAAUGGGCGAUUACCGAUGAGAAAAUACCACAUCGAAUCCAUUACACAGACAUCGAUGAGCUGCCGGCGGAGGUCCGGUUCUCUCUGUCCAAAGAACAUGAAAUACGUUUUACAAAAAAGCUCACUGGUGUUGAACUGCUGUUCAAAGGAAUGGCCGGAUCUACUGAACAAUGGGAAAGCUUUGAGGACAUCAAGGACAUCUUCUGCUGUCGGAAAACUCCAAUGUCAGACUAUGUUGCAGAGCACUGGCAGGCAGAUGAGUUUUUUGGUUACCAGUUUCUGAAUGGAACGAAUCCCAGUGUAAUCAAGAGGUGCUCUGAACUCCCCCCAAACUUUCCUGUCACAGAGGAGAUGGUGAAGCCAUUCCUGCAGGAGGGAAGCUCUCUGAAAGAGGAAAUGAAGAAAGGCAAUAUAUUCAUCUGUGAUCAGAAGAUAAUGGACAAGAUACCCACGAGGGAGUACGAUGGGAAACCUCUGCAGGCAGCUGCUGGCUUGUGUUUGUUCUACAUGAACCCGGAAAACAAACUGAUGCCCAUUGCAAUACAGUUGCACCAACAGCCCUCCGAGCAAAACCCCAUCUUUCUUCCCAGCGACUCAGAGACAGACUGGCUGCUAGCCAAGAUAUUUGUCAAAAGUGCCGAUGCAAUGGAAUAUCAGGCAAUCUAUCACCUCAUGGGCACUCAUUUUUUGGCAGAAGUCUUUGCUGUUGCUGCUCUCCGCAGCUUUCCUGUGAUUCAUCCGCUCUACAAGUUCCUGAUCCCACACUUCCGCUACACUCUGCACAUCAACACUCUGAGUCGUACCAUCCUGUUCGGACAUAAAGGAGCUUUAAAUACGAGUACACUUGGAUAUGAGGGAAUGACAGAGCUUAUCCGGAGAGGUCUGUCUGAAAUGACCUACAGCUCCCUCUGUCUGCCAGAGAACAUCACUGCACGAGGACUGGAAUCAGUUCCCAACUUUUACUACAGGGAUGAUGGACUGAAGCUGUGGAACAUCAUCAACAGUUUCGUGAGGAAAGUAGUGGAGCACUUCUAUCCCUCAGACAACGAUGUGGUAAAAGACACCGAGCUGCAGGACUGGAUCAGUGAGAUAUUCACACAUGGCUUCCUGGCAAACAAACUUGCAGGGUUUCCUACAACAUUUGAUGCUGUUGAGGAAGUCGUCAAGUUCAUCACCAUGCUCAUCUUCACAGUGACGGCUCAGCAUGCGGCACUCAAUAAUGGACAGUUUGACUUCCUCUCCUGGAUGCCCAAUGGCUCGCUCCUGACACGCAGACCUCCUCCAACCACCAAGGGGCAGUCAAGCGUAGAGACAAUUUUGGAGACUUUCCCAAACAUUGGAGAAACUGUCAAGUUUGCAGCACAAGCUGUGGUGCUCUCAGAGAAGUACUCUGACAUGGUCCUCUUGGGUGCUUACACUGAGGAGUGGUUCCAGGAGCCAGCCCUGAAGCAGAUGAUCAAGGAAUUUCAAGCAGAUCUGUCCAACUUGACUGACAUUAUCACUGUAAGAAAUAGUGAACUUGAACUGCCCUACACAUAUCUGAGCCCAACUGAGAUAGAAAACAGUGUCACUAUCUAAGAUAGUUGGGAAGAGCCCGAAUUACAAGUUUACACAUGUC